GACCCGGGCUAACGGAGGAGGAAAUCGGCGCACGGCUGAAGCCAGAGUCCCUCCGUGUUGGACCUCGCACUUGGAUACACCCCCACGCACACGGAGCCUAUUUUCCCGUGGAUAGCUUCAUUGGAAUGGCGACGCUGGGAACGGAGUCGGUUCGUCCCCAUUCCCAGCUCGGUGGAUCUCCGUCGUCCCAGACUAGCGGUAUGGGUGUGAUUAGUCAUAACCUGCCGCCUCCCAACCGAGCCUCGGAGCGGGCUCUGGAGGAGGCGGCCAGCGGCGGAGUGUUGAACCUCAGCUCCAGGAAACUCAAGGAGUUCCCGAGGACCGCCACCAACCACGACCUGACAGACACGGUGGAAGCAGACUUGUCUAAGAACCGCCUGGCAGAUGUGCCCUCAGAGAUCUGUCACCUGAUUGCCUUGGAGACGCUCAACCUGUACCACAACUGCAUCAGGACAAUCCCCGACAACAUCAUCAGUCUACAGGCCCUCACCUGUCUGAACCUGAGUCGUAACCAGCUGAGCGUGCUCCCAGCGUGUCUGAGCCGGCUGCCGCUGCGGGUUCUCAACGCCAGCAACAACAAACUGGUCAGCCUGCCAGACGCUAUCGCCCAGCUACACCACCUCAUGGAGCUGGACGUGAGCUGUAACGAGCUCAGCACCCUGCCCAGACACAUCGGCCGCCUGAAGGCCCUGAGAGAGCUCAACGUGCGGAGGAACCUGCUCUGUGUGCUCCCUGAAGACCUAUCAGAGCUCCCCCUGGUGAAGUUUGACCUGUCGUGUAACAAGGUGUCCACCAUCCCGUUGAGCUUCAGGAACAUGAAGCAUCUACAGACCCUCCGUCUAGACCACAACCCCCUGCAGAGCCCCCCUGCUCAGAUCUGUAUCAAGGGCAGAGUACACAUCUUUAAGUACCUCAGCAUGGAAGCGUGUCGCAGUGACAAGAUGCCCGACGCCCUCUUCCUGCCCGUCAUCGAGCGCCUCAGCCUAUCACAGCCCAGCACCGGCAGCUCGGAGGACGUUGACCAUCAUCGUAAACAGGACGCAGACUCCGGCGUCGGCAGCGACAACGGAGACAAGAGACUGUCCGCCACAGAGCCAUCAGAUGAAGAAAGUUUGAGUCUGACGGGAGCCAUGACGAACAUCACAGAGGAAGGAAUCAGCCAACAAGACUCUAGUGAACACCUUGACACACUCGCAGCGGACUCUGAUGCCGUCCAGCUCAUAGAGGAGAGCCCUACGGAAGCCCUGAGGGAACAGUUUGGAUACAGAGAUGCUGGGCUGACCGCCCGCUUCCUCAACUACAUCAAGGGCCGAACAGUGACAGACUUUGAUGAGCCGCUCAGGAUAGAAGAAGACACGAAUUGGCCAACUGCACAAACGUCAAAAGACGUAGGGGGGUCAGAGCUCCAUAUUGACAUGAUCAACCAGCUAAAGGAAGCUGUGGAGCUCCUACAAGACCCCAACCGAGGGUCUCUGGAGCAGGACGGAGUGUCUGGUGUUCAGCUUUACCCUGUAGAGAUGGUGAACGUGGACGACUCCCUCAAUGGACAAGAGAGUGAUGACGGCUCUGCUACACCCAAGGAGGGCGAGGUGGGCUCUCCGUCAUGUGAGAGAAUGCCGUUCUCCAGCCCCCCCUUUGGUCUGAAGCCUCGGUCAGCUCCGCCCUCGCUGCCCUGCUCGCCCCCUCCCUCCUGUUUCAACCCCCUACUCUCACAGGCCCCGCCCUCCCGUAGGGACACGCCUCGUAGCCAUGACGACGGAGGCAUGACCAACCGCGUGUUCCUGCGGAGCCACAAGAGUCUGGAGGCGGUGGACCCCCAGUUCACCAUGAGACGGAAGAUGGAGCAGCUUAGGGAGGAGCUGGAGCUGUUGGAGACCCUUAGAGACGGCAUUGAGGGCAGGCUGAAGGUGGCACUUCCUGAAGAUCUUGGCUCCUCCCUCAUGGAUGGCGUGGUGCUCUGCCACCUGGCCAAUCACAUCCGCCCACGCUCCGUGGCCAGCAUCCAUGUCCCAUCCCCUGCUGUGCCUAAGCUCAGCAUGGCUAAGUGUCGCCGGAACGUGGAGAACUUCCUGGAUGCCUGCAGGAAGAUAGGUGUUUCGGAGGACAGGCUGUGUCUCCCCCACCACAUCCUCGAGGAGAGGGGUCUUCUGAGGGUGUGUAACACCGUCCAGGCCCUGCUUGACCACAGUCCCGCCAAGCAGACCCUCCUCACAUGAUGCUGGGGGACCAGGAGCCAGUCACACAAAGAACCACGAGGAUUCAGAGCCAGUCCACCCCCAGCCCCCCUCCCAUCACCCCACAAGGCCCCGUCCCCCGGUGCGGAUACCGAAUAUCAUGGGAUAGCGUCCGGCCUGCUCUGGUCCCUCCUCCUACCAAAACACCAUUUCCCAUCUCUUACUUCCUGUGAGCUGUGUUUCGCCGGCUAACUGUCCCAGGAGCGGGAAUAAUAAGAAGGGGAGAAGAAGAAGAACAUUAAGACCGUCAAGGAGAAGGAAUGUGUUUUUUUCCGACGCAUCGUUUUGACAAAGCAAUACCCGAACAUGUACCAGACAUGUGUAUCCCUACAUCGGGGUCCCUCCCUCUCUCUCUCCCUCCCUCACAAUUUACAAUUUAUAAUUAGGGCAUUUAGCAGACGCUUUCAUCCAAAGCGACUUACAUCGUUUUAAUACACACAUUGACACACCGACGGCAGAGUCAACCAUGCAAGGCGACAGCCAGCUCGUCAGGAGCAGUUAGGGUUAAGUGUCUUGCUCAGGGACAAAACAACACUCAGCUAGGAGGAGCCGGGGAUCGAACUGACAACCUUUCGGUUACAAGACAAACUGCUCUACCUCCUGAGCUUAGCCGAACCCCUCACCCAUCCAAAGCCUCUGCAUCUUCAGCCACCGUUUCCCCACGCGGCCAAAAACCUCCAAGCUCUUUCUAGCACUACACAGCGUCAAGCAGCACCAGCGAUGCCCUCCCUGGACUGUCGCUGACGUGUGAUAGAUAGCGCCAAGUCCUGGCUGAUUCCCCACGUCAGCGGGACGCUUCGUGCACACAGACUCCCAGACCCCAUCGGCCCCGGAACAUGAGGAGCCUGUUCCCCUAGCAACCACCCCGGCCACCGACCACUUCCAUGUUUCAAAUCAGAGUUGGUCCCAACCAGUAGGAACAGUGGAAAUAGAGUGAACUAUAGUGACCAGUAGUGUUGAAAUGUGACAACACCGUCUGUCGUAGGCUGCAUGUAGUGUACAGGUAAGUGUGCUUUCUAAUGGCCAGUUCCAUGUACAUGGCAAACACAACGCUAGACAACGCACACAGUAACGCACCCAACAGGGCUCACUUGUACCUGGGUUCCACUUCUGUCUCUUCUUCAUCAUCUUAAAUGCACAUGUGGGAAAUUAGGAUGUUUUUUUUCAAAAAAUGAAAAGUUUCAUUUACAAACCUUCAGUCUAGCCUUGUGAGGCGGUGCCCAUGAGCUCCAUAAAGACUUUAAGAAUAUUAUAAUAUUGUUAAUAUAUAAUGUUUUCAAGGUGAACUGAGUGCUGCCCUUUUUUGUAGCCUCUGCUGACACUGCCGAACACAUGUAGCAUCCUGCGACCCCUGGCGGUUGAGUUAUGUAACGCACUGUAUUUACCAACCGUCUUCCUGCUAAAAAACCCUUUUCAGCUCUCAACUCUCCCACCGGGAGGAUAAAUACCAAAAGGUUUUUAAGUAUUUACAACUGCAGUUUUCAUUUUUUAUUAUUAAUUAAAAUGCUUUAUUUAUGAUACAAAACAUGCCAAGCUAAAUAUUUGGAUUGUAUACAUUUAAAAAGAAGAAAUAUCUUAAAUAUUUUUCUCUAAUAUAUUUUAGGUAAAGUUGUGUGUAUUUUAUAGUGUUUUACCAUAACCUUUGGGACUGUUAAAAUACUCCAACCCUAGUUGAUUGAUUAUUUCAUAGUGCCACUUUUUGGAUUCAUUUUUUUGGAUGCUUUUCAUUCAUAAGUGAAGGUGAUCUAAUCCGACCAUCGUAUCCGACAUCCAACAUUAAAUUUAUAUUAGGGUGUGUGUGUGUGUGUGUGUGUGUGUGUGUAUGCGUGCGUGCAUGUGUGUGAGCGAGCGUGUAUGUGUGUGCGCGUAUGUGUGUGUUGCCCACAAUAUUCUGGAACAGUUGCCAAAACAAAUGGAGUUUGUUGCAGCUCCUCUAGAACCAUGUUUCUCUAUCCAGGUUUAUUUUAUUAGUUUUUUUAUUUAAAGACCUCAAGUGCGACAGCUUAUAGGUUGGCAGUAAUCGUUUGUGGUAUUGCAGCAAUAUUACUGUGAUACCACCUUGUUUAACAUGCAGAAUAGUGUAAAGCACCCAGUCUGCCAAGUAGUUAAAAUGGUUUCAUCAUGUUUGUUCUACUGCUCAUGAAUAUUACGUUAACCUAGUAUUUGGCUUUAAAACUUCUAAGCAAUGACAUCACAUUUGAACCUGUGAUGUAAUCAAUAUAGCAUCAUUGAACCACUGGCCUUCAAUGGCUGACACACCUGAGACCUAAUGGAACCAAAGCAUCUGAGUUUAUUUAAAGAAGGGUUCAAGCUGUCCAUAGAUAUCAGACACGAUGUAUGAUGGAUUGACAUCUGUCUAUAUCAGAGACAUCCAACAUGCUCAGAAUCAGUACUAAGAUAUUACGCAUAGCAUUGGAAGACAUCUCCUGAUAUGAUUAAGUUAGAUAUUUUACCUUCGCUGUCUGUACAGUUCUGUUUAAAGACAUUAAACUCAUACGAGGCCAAACAAAAUAUUACCCUGCACUUUAAAUUGAACUAUUUAUAUUUGUUUUGGCAACAGAAUAUUUGAAUCAGAGAUGUGGGAUUUGGGCCAUUAGAACAGUGGUGAACGUGUGUAAAGGUGUUCUGUUGACGACGUGUUGUACAUAGUAUGGAACAAAAACACACUUUUCUACUUUUCUGACAUGGAGAAAAUGUAUUUUUCACUUGAUUUGUAACUUUUUUUUCUUGUUAACUUUCUAAGUAUUUUUUUUUUUACGUCUGUGUAUUUUGUACAGCAUCCCUCUUUCAUGUGCAUGAAGCAGCCCGUAAUCACCUGUAUAUACUGUACUGUUAUUGUCUUCAAUGUAUUAAAGACCUGCUGUAAUAAACCACCACCCACUUGCUUUGA
Molecule: messenger RNA, 5124 nt
Organism: Gadus morhua (Atlantic cod)
Lineage: Eukaryota; Metazoa; Chordata; Actinopteri; Gadiformes; Gadidae
Gene: lrch1
Product: leucine-rich repeats and calponin homology (CH) domain containing 1
Exons: 19
Coding region: 126-2216 (696 amino acids)
Cellular component (GO): cytoplasm
Molecular function (GO): protein binding
Source: RefSeq, a predicted model, not a curated record